AGCCUUUCCGCUCCUCCCUCCCCGCCGCUGCUGCGGAGCCAGGGCUCGGAGCCGGGAGCUGGUUCUUGCAGGUCUCCUGGCAGAACUUCCCUGAGCGCUGCGCUGCGCGGGAGGGGGACGAGCGCGAGGGCGCGAGCAGCGGACGCGCGCGAGAGGGGAGGGGGCGCCGCGCGCAGGCGCUGUGCAAGGCUGUCGAAGAAUCAAGUCGGUAGAACUGGAGCGGCCGCGGCGGCGGCGGCAGCAGCAGCGGCAGCAGCAGCGUCGGCAGCGGCGGAGCUGAAGCGGGCAGGGCGCUGACGCUGGCGCGGGCAGAGCAGCUACGAUAGGAGUUGUGAGUGAGCGGCGGAGCAACCCGGGAGCCCGCGCUGCAUCCUAACUCCACGCGCACCGGCCGCUGCCGCCUCGGCGCGGCAUGCCCAGCCACUCGGGCUGAGCCUCCCCCGGCGGCCGCCCCCCUCCCCUCGCCCCCCCGACCUCCCCGCCCCCCGCCCCUCAGUUAGCGCGGGCCGCCGCGACCUGCUGCACUCACCCGCGCCCUCGCGGCCCGUGUUCGCCCCGGUCUGGAGACCCGCCGCAGCCCCGUCCGAGCCUCCGCUGCAGCGCCCGCCGCGCCGCGACGCCCCGCAGUCCGUCCGCGCCCGCCGGGGGGACCUGCUGCCGCGGCUGCACCCUCUCGCCCCGCGCCCCCCGCCUCUUGUGCACCGGGGGCGCUGCGCGGGCGCCGAGCCUUCGCGGGCUUUGCCGCCGCCGCCGCCGCUGCGGCCGCCGCCGCCUCUGGUGGGGGAGCCGCGAGGUUGGGGGGGGAGAAGGGCGCGUGUGUUGCCGGCGGGGGGCGGCGGCGCCUCCUCCUCCUCCUCCUCUUGCUGCACCGCGGGCUCCUCGGACAUGGCCGCGGCGGUGGCGGUGGCGGCCGCGUCCCGGCGGCAGUCGUGCUACCUGUGUGACCUGCCCCGCAUGCCGUGGGCCAUGAUCUGGGACUUCACCGAGCCCGUGUGCCGCGGCUGCGUCAACUACGAGGGCGCCGACCGCGUCGAGUUUGUCAUCGAGACGGCGCGGCAGCUCAAGCGGGCGCACGGUUGCUUCCAGGAGGGCCGCUCCCCGCCCGGUGCCGCGGCCUCGGCCGCCGCCAAGCCGCCGCCGCCGCUCUCGGCCAAGGACAUCCUCCUGCAGCAACAGCAGCAGCUCGGCCACGGUGGCCCCGAGGCGGCCCCGCGCGCCCCGCAGGCCCUGGAGCGCUACCCCCUGGCGGCCGCGGCCUCGGCCGAGCGUCCCCCGCGCCUGGGCUCCGACUUCAGCGGGAGCCGCCAGGCGACGGGCCUGCCGCAGCCACCGACGCCGCAGCCGCCGCCCGUAAACGGCAUCCUGGUGCCCAACGGCUUUUCCAAGCUGGAGGAGCCCCCCGAGCUGAACCGCCAGAGCCCGAACCCGCGGCGCGGCCAUGCCGUGCCGCCCACCCUGGUGCCGCUCAUGAACGGCUCGGCCACGCCACUGCCCGCCGCGCUCAGCCUCAGCAGCCGCGCCGCCGCCGCCUCGCUGGCCGCGGUGUCCGGGGGCGCCGCCCCCAGCCUGGGCCCAGCACAGCCAGCCGAGCUGGGCGCCCACAAGCGGCCGGCGUCCGUGUCCAGUAGCGCGGCGGUGGAGCACGAGCAGCGCGAGGCAGCGGCCAAGGAGAAGCAGCCGCCGCCGCCCUCGCACCGGGGCCCGGCCGACAGUCUGUCCACCGCGGCCGGGGCCGCCGAGCUAGGCGCUGAGGGCGCGGGUAAAAGCCGCGGGCCGGGGGAACAGGACUGGGUCAACAGGCCCAAGACCGUGCGCGACACGCUGCUGGCUCUGCACCAGCACGGCCACUCGGGGCCCUUCGAGAGCAAGUUUAAGAAGGAGCCGGCCCUGACUGCAGGCAGGUUGUUGGGUUUCGAGGCCAACGGGGCCAACGGGUCUAAAGCAGUUGCAAGAACAGCAAGGAAAAGGAAGCCUUCUCCAGAACCAGAAGGUGAAGUCGGGCCCCCUAAAAUCAAUGGAGAGGCCCAGCCUUGGCUGUCCACCUCAACAGAAGGGCUCAAGAUCCCCAUGACUCCUACAUCCUCUUUUGUGUCUCCACCGCCACCCACUGCCUCACCUCAUUCCAACCGGACCACACCGCCUGAAGCGGCCCAGAAUGGCCAGUCCCCCAUGGCAGCCCUGAUCUUAGUAGCAGACAAUGCAGGGGGAAGUCAUGCCUCGAAAGAUGCCAACCAGGUUCACUCCACUACCAGGAGGAAUAGCAGCAGCCCACCCUCUCCGUCCUCUAUGAACCAAAGAAGGCUGGGCCCCAGAGAUGUGGGCGCCCAGGGAGCAGGCAGCACAGGAGGACUGGAGCCAGUGCACCCUGCCAGCCUCCCGGACUCCUCUCUGGCAGCCAGUGCCCCACUAUGCUGCACCCUCUGCCACGAGCGGCUGGAGGACACCCACUUUGUGCAGUGCCCCUCCGUCCCUUCGCACAAGUUCUGCUUCCCUUGCUCCAGACAAAGCAUCAAACAGCAGGGAGCUAGUGGAGAGGUCUAUUGUCCUAGUGGGGAAAAAUGCCCUCUUGUGGGCUCCAAUGUCCCCUGGGCCUUUAUGCAGGGGGAAAUUGCAACCAUCCUUGCUGGAGAUGUGAAAGUGAAAAAAGAGAGAGACUCGUGACUUUUCCGGUUUCAGAAAAACCCAAUGAUUACCCUUAACUAAAACUGCUUGAAUUGUAUAUAUAUCUCCAUAUAUAUAUAUAUCCAAGACAAGGGAAAUGUAGACUUCAUAAACAUGGCUGUAUAAUUUUGAUUUUUUUUUGAAUACAUUGUGUUUCUAUUUUUUUUUUUUUUUUUUGACGACAAAAGGUAUGUACUUAUAAAGGCAUUUUCUUCUUUUGUUAAUGUUAUUAGCAUAUCUUUGUGCUUUAUUAUCCUGGUGACAGUUACUGUUCAAUGUAGGCUGUGACUUGCGCUGCUUUUUUAGAGCACUUGGCAAAUCAGAAAUGCUUCUAGCUGUAUUUGUAUGCACUUAUUUUAAAAAGAAAAAAAAAAGCCAAAUACAUUUUCUGACAUUGUAAGAUUGCCUUACUGUCUGUUAUUCCUUAUUGCUGGCCCCUUUCUCAGGCUGGAGGCCAAUUGGUGGAGAAGGAAAGGAAAUGAGUGAAAGGGGCAUUGUUGUGAAGUGGGCAUGCCCCUGGGAAAUAUCACCAAGUACCCCAAAACAUCAUCCUCCUAUAGUAAUAGGAAAGUAGAUUCUGAAUCUCUGUAUUUUGUUCUCAGAAGUUCAGUUCUUGGGGUCUUGGUGAUUAGGAAGUGCCGCUCAGAGAUUUUCAGGAUUGUGUGCUUUUGGUAAGGGGGGGGGGAGGUUUUUUUUUUUUUUUUAAGGCAGAGUUGACCGCUGUUCACUGUCCACGUGAUCAGUUGUAAGAUUACAAUGCUGCAUGCUAGUUGGUUACAUAAUACACAAUUUCAGUGAUGGAAGGCGGUUAUAAUGGUGGGGUGUACAACAUGGCACUGCCAUCUUUGAACAGAGCCUGGCUCUGCAGCGCCACUUUAUCUUUUUAAACACCCUUGAGCUCUGUUUGUUGUUGCUGUUGUCGUUUCCUUUGAAAAGAGUCCCAAGAGAAGUUACAGUACAGGUGAACUUGGAGAUUGUGGGAUUGGUUUUGUUUCUGUUUUGUGUUUUGUUUUGUUACCAUUUACCUGUAGUGCUAUUGCUGUUGAUACUAUCACCUACACCCUGUUUCUAGUGAGUGUUGAAUACAGUAUGGUACAAUGACAGUAACAGCCACGCGUGCUGACAGGGCUGCCUGUGGGCAUAUCAGUGACAGCCCAAAUGUGGGUGGAGGAAACCUGUAAUUUCCUUCUUACAAGUGUUUGAAAUACCAAGUGAAUAAAACUGUUCUUCUGGGAAAAAACGAUAAACCAGUGAAAAUUAAAGAAAUUAAGGGUUUUACGUAAUAGGCCCCACCUCUCAAACUAUUUUUAGAAGCCUUUUGAAAACUAAUUUCUCUUGAUCACUGUUUUGCAUCAGUAAAAUGAUUUUUUAAAACCAAUAAAUCAUCAGUUAUUAGAAAUAGUUGUCUCCCAGUGAUACUGGUUUUUCUUUUGUGCUGUUAUGAUUUAACAUUGACAGGAACUUUAUUUUAAAUCCUCAUGUUCAGGUGUUUGUAACUUGGCCAUAUAUAAUUAGGCUGAAUCAAGUUCAAUUACAAAUUUAUGUGUCUCAUCCCACAACAUAGUAUGUAUUUUAAUUUGAAAAUAUAAAUUGUUACCAAUUUUAGAUUCUUUUGUAGUUACGUUUUUUGUCUGUCAUUCUUAAAUUGCUCAAAAUAUUUUAUUAAUGGUCAAGUUAUUAACACUUAAAUUGGAUACUGCGCCAUAGUAUUUUUUUCAUAGUGUUUUUAAUGAGUGCACCUACUAUUAAUGCUGAGAAAAUUCAUGCUUCUGGUCAUUGCUAUAUUACAAACAGACUUGCAUGAUUAACCAGUUUGUCAUUACACUUAUUUUUUUUUAAUUGGAAUAUACAUGACUCAGAUGAAACUGGUCCCUCUUAUGUAAGUGCACACAUGCAGAAACAGUCAAUUUUAAAAGCCCAUAAAGACGUUUGUAAAGAAUUCAACUAUUAAUGGUCUGUUGUAUAAUGUAUAUCUAGGCACUUUAUUAAAAACUGGAAUUUGACCUCAUAGAUGUUGCAAGUUAAUGGGUCAUUUGACCUAAUUUGUUGUAGCUGUCUGUACAUUUUGCAAUCUGAAUACAGAUAAGCUUUCCAAAAAGAUUGAAGAACCAUCCUGUUUUGGAUAGGUCUAUCCAGCUGUGGAAAAGACAACUUAGGUUUCUCUGUGCUGGUGUUUAAGGGGGAGAAUCAGAAAAGCUUUAAGGGCUGUGUAUUGAAGUUACUACUAUUAAAAAAAUAAUACCUGCAUAAGUUUGACUGGCCUUUGGGUGGCCUUCAUGGAAGGCUUUUGUAGCUGGAAGUGUUGAUCUGGGUUACUUUUCUGACAUUCUCCUAAGAAGUUAAAAUGUAAACAUCAUUGGGACAUGAGUUUGAUCUUUUGUUGUCAGCAAGCUACUUACUGUACAUGGGCAGUAUCAGAUUUCACAUGCUAAUACUUCAGCUGUGCUUUUAAUACUCAAAAUAUUAGGGGAUGGGGUGUUGAAGUUUUUCCUUUUUUUGUUUUAACAAUUUAUAGGAUUUAACAGAUGUACUGUCUUUCAUGUGGCUUCAACAUUAAAAGUUAAUGAGAAAGUACACAUGGUUUACAACUUUUACUACACACCUUUCCUUGGCCACCAAGUAUUUUAAAAGUGUGCCACCUUUUAACCUUUACUUUUUUUUUAAGUUGAAGGUGAUACUUUUUCUAUAUACGAUGAUACUCCUGUCAACUGAAGUGAGUGUGAGCUCAGAUAUCCACAUUAUUAUAUUCUAAAAUCAAUCACUAUGGAAAUAUCACCUGCAUUCUGUCAUUUGUCAGAUUAAAGUAUCUUUUUUUCUUUAACUUUUAGCAUUAAAUAAAAAUAAAAUUGGGAGCACUGAA
Choloepus didactylus (southern two-toed sloth) is the source of this 5521-nucleotide messenger RNA. RefSeq names its product interferon regulatory factor 2 binding protein 2 (gene IRF2BP2). Gene Ontology annotation, cellular component: nucleus. Gene Ontology annotation, biological process: regulation of transcription by RNA polymerase II. The transcript is spliced from 2 exons. Bases 886 to 2661 code for a protein of 591 amino acids. The record is from RefSeq and is a predicted model, not a curated record. Gene Ontology annotation, molecular function: transcription corepressor activity. NCBI's taxonomy places the organism in Eukaryota, Metazoa, Chordata, Mammalia, Pilosa, Megalonychidae.